Messenger RNA from Plectropomus leopardus (leopard coralgrouper), 4285 nucleotides. NCBI's taxonomy places the organism in Eukaryota, Metazoa, Chordata, Actinopteri, Perciformes, Serranidae. The record is from RefSeq and is a predicted model, not a curated record.
GAUUUCCGACAGCACACGAACGCGGCAUUAAAGCGACACUGGUGCCAAACUGGAUCCAGUUCAUAUUGAUCCAGAAGGACAGACGGAGAGCGAGGGACGACGAUGUUUGAAAAUGUCCCCACAGUGUCGUCAGCCGAGCGGCAGCAGGUACUGGGAGCUCUGGAGCGUCUGCAGGCCAAACUGGUGCAGCGGGAGGAGUGGACCCACAGCGAGACCAUGGGGAACCUGAGGGACACCCUGCAGAGUCCGCUCUUCAGCCACAUCCUGACCCUGCAGCACUCCAUCAAACAGCUGCGAAACCAGCUGAGCAGUAUGCCUCCUGAUGCCUGCAGUGACUUCACUUUCUCCAGAAAGGGUCAGCUGAUCAUGAGUGCAGUUCAUCCAGCCAGCAGCUCGGCCCCGCCCACCCUGUCCGCCUCCUCCUCCCUCCUGACCAAUGGCUCAUCUCUGCCCGUCCGUCAGACUCCGCCCUCGUCUGACCUCCUCCUGCAGAAGUGGAUCCUCGCCGCCGCCAAGGGCCGUCACACGGAGCUGUGUCAGCUGACUCGGCCUCUGUCCGGAGGUCUGGGCUUCAGCGUGGUCGGGCUGAAUCCAGCAGGAACCAGCAGUCAGGGCGUCUUCGUCAAACACAUCCAGCCUGGAGGCAUCGCACACAGGGACGGACGUCUCCAGGAGAGGGACCAGAUCCUGGUGAUUAACGGCUGUCCUCUGGAGCCGGGGAUCAGCCAGCAGCAGGCCCUGACCCUCCUGCAGCAGCCCGGAGAGACCGUGGAGCUGGUGGUGGCCAGGGACCGCCCACUCAGCACAUCAUCAUCGUCAUCAUCACAGCCCGUCGCCAACGCCUUCAGCACGGAUCAGUGGGGUCACGUGGAGGAGAUCGAGCUGGUGAACGAUGGGUCUGGUUUGGGCUUUGGCAUCGUGGGCGGAAGGACGACCGGCGUGGUGGUCAGGACGCUCCUCCCAAACAGCGUGGCUGACAGGGACGGGCGUCUCCGCACAGGUGACCACAUCCUUCGCAUUGGGGUGACGCCCACCAGCGGCCUCACCAGCGACCAGGUCGUCAAGGUGCUGCAGGGAUGUGGGAGUCACGUGACGCUGCUGAUCGCCAGAGAUCCCCGGGGUCAGAGGUCACAGGCGCCGCCUCCCCCGCCACCUCCUGACUCGGCUCCCGUCUCCUCCUUACCGCCCCGCCCCCCCCAACGCCGAGUCAGCAAGACGCCGAACCUCGAAGGAUACGAGAUCCACGAGGUUUCUCUGACCAAGAAGGACGGCCAGAGCCUCGGCAUCUCCAUCAUAGGCUACAACCCCCUGACCAGCCAAGAUGCAGUGGGUGUGUUUGUGAAACACGUGGUCCCAGGCAGCGCUGCAGAUCACAGCGGAAACAUCCGAAUCCACGACCGUCUGAUCGCUUUGGACGGCGUCAGUCUCCACGGUCUGACCAAUCAGGAGGUCCUGGAGGUGAUGAAGCACACGGGUCAGACUGUCGUCCUCACUGUGGUCAGGAAGAAACCCCGAGUCCUGGAGAGGUCGCUGGAUAAAGUCGAGAGGGAGCCGUCUCGCGUGUCACUGAGGAGGUCAUCGGAGGUCAAAGCUCGCUCGUCUGGGUUUGGUGUCACAGCACCAAAGCUUGAAUCCUCAUACUCGAACACAGCACAGACAACAAGAGCUACAGAUGCAGAACUGUGGGCUAAAUGGGAGCAGGCUCUGGGACCAAAGUACCAAGUUCUGCCGGAGCCGGUGCGGUCGUCACGGACGCAGCAGCAGCAGCUCCUCUCGUCUCUCGGUACAUGUGGAUUUAUCUCGGCGUGUGUGAAGACUGAAGUAUGGACGAUGUUGCCGCCGGAGCGCUGGUGUGAGCGUUAUGGAGACCUGCGAGGGGAGCUGCUGUGCGUGGAGCUGGAGAAGGAGCGGCAGAGUUUGGGUCUCAGCCUGGCGGGAAACAGAGACCGCUCCCGCCUCAGCAUCUUCGUGGUCGGUCUCCAUCCGGGAGGCGCGGCAGCCCGAGACGGACGCAUCCAGGUCGGAGACGAGCUGCUUGAGAUUAACAACCAGAUCCUCUAUGGGCGGAGUCACCAGAACGCCUCAGCCAUCAUCAAGAGCGCCGCCUCCAAGGUGAAGCUCAUCCUGCUCAGUCCGUCUGUCCAGCUCUCUCUCAGUGUCUCCGCACCCACAGACGUCCCCCGCCCCCCCGACAGCCUGACGCUCCACCCGUCAUCAGACGCACCGGACGAGACGAGCGAUGAAGCCGAACAGAACAACAGGAACAGAAACAGAAACGUCGCCGCCAAGAGUCUGAGAGCGAGCGACGCCUCCAACAAGCAGAGGUUGAAAGCUGCAGAGUCUCCAGAAAAUGAGCUUCAGGCUCCAAAGGCGUCUCUGGAGCAGCAGUCCUGCAGGUCUUCCAGCAAACUAACGGCAGCAUCUCCUCCUCUGAUCAGCCCUGACCUGCAGGCCGCCAACAGAGACCCGUCCUGCUGCGCUGUGGUUCCCGGACAGGAAAUGCUGCUGGAGAUCUGUAAAGGUCGAUCAGGACUCGGACUCAGCAUCGUGGGGGGACGAGACACACAGCUGGACGCCAUCGUGAUCCACGAGGUUUACGAAGAAGGAGCCGCAGCCAGAGACGGACGGCUGUGGGCCGGAGACCAGAUACUCGAGGUGAACGGCGUGGAUCUCCGCGGGGCGUCGCACGAGGAGGCCAUCGCCGCGCUGCGUCAGACGCCGGCGAAGGUUCGUCUGACGGUGCUGAGGGACGAGGCUCAGUACAGAGACGAGGAGAACCUGGACGUCUUUAAAGUGGAGCUGCAGAAGAGGAGCGGCAGAGGCCUGGGGCUCAGCAUCGUCGGGAAGAGGUACUUCAGAAGAGCGGCAGCAGCGUGUUUUAUCUCUGAGGUGGUCAGAGGCGGCGCCGCUGAGCUGGACGGUCGUCUGAUGCAGGGAGAUCAGAUCCUGUCAGUCAACGGGGACGACACAAGACACGCCUCCCAGGAAACCGUCGCCGCCAUACUGAAGUGUGCUCGGGGUCCGGUCCUGUUGGAGUUCGGACGACUCAAAGCUGCAACCUGGAUCUCAUCCAGACGCAACUCACAAGGAAGCCAGAUGAGUCACGUGAGCGGGAACAGCUCUAGUGUUGUGGCUCCGCCCCUCACACACACUUUGACCUCAUGUGACCCCGUGACCUCCGACCCCUCGACCUCCACCGGCCCCCCGACCCUCAACAACAACACCAAGUCCAGCGGUGACAUCACUUCCUCCUCCACCAGCACAGGCGUAGAUGCUGGCGUCCGUACAGUGGAGAUCACACGGGGUGUGGGGGACUCCCUCGGGGUGAGCAUAGCGGGGGGGAAGGGCAGCCCGCUGGGUGACAUCCCCAUCUUCAUCGCCAUGAUUCAGGCCAACGGAGUCGCCGCCAAGACGCAUCGACUGAAGGUGGGCGACAGGAUUGUCAGUAUUAACAGACAGUCCGUGGACGGUCUGUCACACAGCGAGGUCGUCACCAUGCUGAAGAACAGCUACGGAAACAUCAGCCUGCAGGUUGUGGCGGACACCAACAUCAGCGCCAUCGCCACUCAGGUGGAGAGUUUGUCCAGCAGCUCAAAUCUGUCAGCGAACACCGACACACACACACAGCCGAUUCAGAGUGAGGGCCCGCGGCCCUGUAGCAUCAGCCUGGAGAAAGGUUCUGAGGGACUCGGUUUCAGCAUCGUGGGCGGUUUCGGGAGUCCACAUGGAGACCUGCCGAUCUAUGUCAAGACCGUCUUCAGCAAGGGUGCGGCGGCGGUGGACGGCCGUCUGAAGCGAGGCGACCAGAUCCUGUCUGUGAAUGGAGAGAGUCUGCAGGGAGCGACGCAUGAGCAGGCGGUCGCCAUCCUGAAGAAACAGAGAGGAACCGUCACACUGGACAUCCUGUCAUAACACACACACACACACACACACACACACACACACAAACACACACACACACACACACACACACACACAGGUAUGAACACAGACGCUCCUGUGAUUUCACACAACUUUGACUCUUGGACUACGAAUCAUCAUGAACUUCCCAACAUGCAAAAAAAAAAAAAGAAACCACAUCAGACGGUACACACACACACACACACACACACACACACACACACACACACACACACACACACAGAAAACCAGUAAAUCUCUGCAGCAUGGCCACUUCAGCAGCUGUAACAGAGUUUCUCAACCUGUGGUUCGGGGCCGCAGACGAUCUUUGCUGCUCGGUUUGUUCUGAUUUCUCAGAAACUUCUGGACGUGAAGAGUUCUGCAG